Molecule: messenger RNA, 2908 nt
Organism: Megalops cyprinoides (Indo-Pacific tarpon)
Lineage: Eukaryota; Metazoa; Chordata; Actinopteri; Elopiformes; Megalopidae
Product: probable G-protein coupled receptor 149
Exons: 4
Coding region: 403-2688 (761 amino acids)
Biological process (GO): neuropeptide signaling pathway
Cellular component (GO): neuron projection; membrane
Molecular function (GO): G protein-coupled receptor activity; neuropeptide binding
Source: RefSeq, a predicted model, not a curated record
GCGGCGCGCGAGCUCAUUCAUGCUACAGUAUAUCAAUAUGCUGCGAGAAGCGAGGCUGCGGGUUGGCACUAAUGUACGCUCUAUCACAUACACACCCUCCCUCUCGCCUUAAAACAAGCGAAUGAUACGAUCUACGCUUAGGAGACCAGCAGGAGACAAAAGAUGGGACGUUCUGCUGAACAUUAAACCGGACUGUCUGUUCCAGCGCCUUACUCGCGCGAUGGGCUACCACGACAUUCGGGGAGUAGCCUUUCUCUUUUUCUAAUUGGCGGCUAGAUUGUUGCAGGUGGUAUUCUCUGCAGUUGGGAGCGGUGUGGGUUGGGAGUGAAUCAAACUUUUAGUGGUAAUAUAUUGUGAGGCAGAAGUCAGAUAAAGGGUAAAAGGGCACGAAGGAAAACUUGAAUGAAAAUGCCGGCAACAUACAGCUCGAUUUCGCUCAACAAAACCAGUGUUUUUACGGAGAGCUACGAAAGAAUGGAUUCCUCUGAAGCAAAAGGGCAAAUUAACUUGAUUCUUUUUUGCCUGUGUCUUGCCAUUGCCACUGUUACUUUAGUAGGAGGCAUUUAUUCGCUCCUGUCAUUGUUAAAGAUGCGGAGUAAGACCUCUCUGUCUCUCAUCGUGGCUUCAAUGUCCAUAGACGACCUUAUUAGCGUGAUACCGCUAUCCUUGUUCUUGCUUGUGCAGUGGGAUAGAGACGACGCGGACAGGUCGAGCACACGGUGCACUUUGUCUGGACUUCUUUACAUUUUUCAGGGGGUAUCGAGCAAUUUGAAAGCUUCCUUGAUUGUAGCCUACACCUUUUACAUCACCAAACGAUUCGGAGCAUUCCAGUCCGCCCGGCGGCCGCUGAGGGUGAUGUGGGCUAUAGCCGCGGUAUGGAUAGUUGCCUUGGCCGUCAGCAUCCUGCCCGUGUGCGGGUGGGGAUCUUUUUCUCCAACGUCUUUAGGUUGCUUCGCAGAGAGCACGAGUUCUUACGUUUUGCUCCUUUUUGUUUUAUACUUGUUGUGCUUCUGUGGCUUGGUCGUCUUCUCAGUUCCUCUCACGUAUCGCCUGCUUUGUUUCGGGGACCCUCAGAAGACUUUUUACCCCAACUAUUUUGACAUCGCGGGGGGAACUCAUGCGGAUGGAUCAGCCCCUCUGUGUGAAAUGCCAUCUUUUUCUCGGGAUAGCCUAGAGAAAAGUUUUGGGACUUACAGCGAAAUUAAUUCGGAUCCCUCUGGCUUGAAUAACAAAGUGGAGAUAUACACUUGCUCGACUCCGGCUAUUCAUAAUCGUCAGGCUGAUACUCCCCAAAGCUACAGGAACUCACCGGUGUUUUUCGCACAGAAGCGUUUCUCAUUGAUCGUGGCCAUGGUCCGAGUCGUUCUGUGGAUGCCAAUGAUGAUACAGAUCUUUCUGAGUCACACCGUCCACAUGAGGAGCUCGUCCCUCGAGACCCUGUGCUUUUUCCUGACCUCGCUCUCUGCUGCGGUCACGCCGGUAUUCCUGCUGUCCGAACAUUUCAUUCACCUCCCGUGCGGCUGCUUCAUCAAUUGCCGCCGCGAGCCCUCCACGGCGAAAAAAAGAGGUUUUGAAUUCAAUCUGUCCUUCCAGCAAGGGUAUGGAUUUUACAAAAUUUCUCAGGGGAAGACUCCCGCUGUCGAGAAACCGCCUUACCACAAUCUUUUCAACUGCGAUUCCACGGAGAGCAAAGAGGGCGGUCAGGUCCCGAGCCUUGCCAAUCUUGAGUUCAGGACCACGGCCUCCGAGGACAGCUCCCUGCACAGGGAUCUCCUCGGAGCUAUCACAUGCGAGGCACGGGCAGACAGCCUUGCUAACAGCCACGACGAACAGGGCGUCUUCUGCAGCGGUUCGCCCCCCGUGUCCGCCCGGGAGGACCAUAAUCUAGAUACCUCUUCGGUAUUUGAGGGCCCAGAGCGAAGACUGUCCCACGAGGAGUGCCGCAACAUCGAGCUCACUGACUGGGAGUGGUGUCGGAGUAAAUCGGAAAGGACUCCACGACAGCGGUCCAGUGGAGGUUUGGCAAUCCCACUGUGCGCGUUCCAGGGCACUGUGUCUCUCCACGCCCCCACAGGGAAGACUCUGUCCCUUUCCACAUAUGAGGUGAGCAGCGAUGGCCUGAAGAUAUCCCCAAAUGGCAAGAAAGUGGAGGUGUACCGCUCCAAGUCAGUGGGGCAUGAACCGAGAGCGGAAGAGCCACCCAGCGCUGUGGGCGGUGACACCAAUGUGAAGAUUCACCUGGAGGUGCUGGAGAUCUGUGACAACGAGGAGGCCAUGGACAGCGUCUCCAUCAUUUCCAACAUCAGCCAGUCCUCUACGCACGCUCGCUCGCCCUCGCUGCGCUACUCCCGGCGGGAGAAUCGCUUCGUGUCCUGCGACCUGGGGGAAACGGCCUCCUACUCACUCCUCAUCCCCACCAGCAACCCUGACUCUGACAUCAACAUACAUAUCCCAGACACUGUGGAGGCCCACCGCCAGAACAGCAGGCGGCAGCACCAGGAGAGGUCGGGCUACCGGGAGGAGAUCCAGCUGCUGAAUGAGGCCUAUAGGAAGCAGGAAGGAGACCCAGACAACUGUGGGUCAGAGGGGGAGCACCAGACACCAGGAGAGCUGAGGGUUAGAGGGAGAGCAUCAGACAUCAGGAGAACUGAGAGUCAGCUGGAGAGCACCAGACACCAGGAGAACUGAGGGUCCGCAGGAGAGCAUCAGACACCAGAAGAGCUGGGGGUCAGCGGGAGAGCAGCAGACACCAGGAGAGCUGAGGGUCCGCAGGAGAGCUCCAGACACCAGGAGAGCUGAGGAUCAGAGGGAGAGCAGCAGACAUCAGGAAAACUGAGGGCACCAGGACUGAAGUGCAGUCCAGAUUACUACAGUCCAGAGCAUUGGAGAUACUGGACAGCCCCCCAUC